AUGUUUUCUUUACUAGUUAAUGCUGCCAAAUAUAUUUGGGGUAAGACUGAUGAACCAAAUAUUGACGAAAUAAUAACUAAACUCGAAAGUUUUAACGACGACGUAUAUAACGACGAUGAUAAUUUGAUUGAAGAAAAUGAAAACCAUAAUUUUGAAGGAUGUUUUUACAGAAAUGGAACAAUUACAUCGAUCACAGCGGAUACUAUUUUGAUAGACGACCGUUACAUUUGUGACAUUUCAAACUCACCAACUAAUAACUUAGAAAAGGGAUUAAAAGUUCACUAUUUGGCUUAUCAAACCAGCCAAGAUGAUAUCAAAGUCCGUAAAAUAAUAUCAAUAGUUAGUGACUUCUGGGACGUAAAUGAUGAUGAUGAUUUAAUCAGUAAUAAUGAAAAAAACCAGAUUAUACGUAAAACUAUUGUUUGUAAAGUAAUGAAACGUGAUGGUCGUAAAGUACAUUUAGAACCGAUUAAUACGAUAAUUAAUUUAGACAAAGCAGAUGCUACAUUCGUGCCCUACCGCGGUGAUUGGGUGCAAGUAGAGUCACUAGUUGAAUUGAACGAAAAUUCUGGUGAUUUGGGUGGUGAAGUCUUGGAGGUCAGUAAAAUAUAUCCACUGAGAUCUACGAUAAAAAUAGGAUUGAUAACAAAGUAUGAUCAAUUGAAAGGAGUCGGAAAUGUUGACAGCGACAUGAUAUUCAGUAAAGUUGCGUGCCAACCGGGGUACAUUCCUUGUGAGGGUGAUAAAGUUGUUUGCGACAGUAUUGAAAGUGACCAGGGAGUUUACACAUGGAGAUGCCUAACCGUUGUACCGCUAAUUCAAGUAGACAAUACUGGAAAAUCAGUCGCCUCGGUUAACAGUACCAGCCAGGUGAAUGAAGAUAAUUUAAACACGCUUUUGAAAAAUAAAAAUGGUAUUAGUAUUACUGAAGAUUUAAAUUUUAAUUUAGAAUUUAAUGAAGAAAAAAAAUUAGAUGUAACUAUUACAAAUAAUUCAAAUAACAGUUACACUUUGAUCAAAGGCGUAUUCAUGUCUAAGAAAUCUCAAUCUCAACUAUCAUUACUCUCUCCAGAAAUAAAUAAAAGUACUAAAUUAUGCCCUGGUGAUUCAGUAGUUUAUACAUUUUUGUGUACAACUAAAUUUAUCGGAGCUACAAAGGAACUUUUUAUAUUUUGUUUCAACAGCUUUACAAUCGGGCGUAUGUUUGAGAUAAACGUUAAUGCUAAAAGUGUGUCAGUAGGUAUAAAUCCUGAUGAUAAAAAUUAUAAUAAUGAUAGAUUGGUAAGACAUGAUGUCUUUGAUCAAGAGUUUUAUAUACCGGGGGUACGUCCAUGUAAAGCACCAAAUUUUAUAAAAGUACGUUCUGGAGUCUAUCGAAUUCCUCAACGUUAUUGGAGCAUAAUACUGCCUUGUAUCAAUGAUAAAAUGUCUGCAAUUGAACUAGAAGGUGUUGUUGGGGAAGCACUCCCAUUUUUAAAUGACACAUUGACUCUUCAAAAUUACCGCGACCGCUUUCACGCCUUGCUGUAUCUGGAGGAAAUGAAUCUUACAAUUGAAAUGCAAAAGUAUGAUAUGGAUAGUGCUGUAAUGAUACCUGGCGGAGAGUUUUUAAUCCUCAAAGUUCCUGGGUUAUCAGAAAAACGCCCGUCGCUCAUUAUUGGAGAUCGUGUUGUUGUUUCCUUUAAAUGGGACUCUAGUGGUGGAAAAAUAAAAAAUGAAGGGUUUGUUCACAAAGUCAAAAAUUCAGAAAUAUUGCUUAAGUUUAAUCCUGAAUUCCACAAUACAUAUAAUGGAGAAGACUGUCAGAUUAUUUUUAAAAGUUCGUAUUCUGGACUUUCACGUGCUCAUAAUGCAAUAAACCUUGCUAUUAAUAAUUUAGGUGUUGAAAUUUUGUUUGCCACUUCGGUCAAUGAAAAAGAGUCGCAGAUUGAUCUAGAAGAAAACGAUCCAGACGAAAAACCAAAGUAUGUUAAAAAAACGAAUGAAUCGUUAUCAUCGGGUACGUCUUCUGGUGAAUCCACACCUCUAAAAAAUAGAAAACCACGAGCUUCAGACAGAUUAUUAAAAGUAUUAUCUGAAAUAGAUUCUAAAGAAAAAGAAAAAAAUAAAAAAAAAGACAAUUUGGAUUCAGAAAUAAUUAAUUCAUGUAAAUUGCAAAUAAAAAAACGUAAAUUAAUUUGGUUCAAUAAACAACUUAAUUAUUAUCAAAAAGAAGCUGUAAGGAAUAUACUACGCGGUAUUGCUCGACCACUUCCAUAUGUAAUAUUUGGACCUCCGGGAACUGGUAAGACUAUAACAUUGUGUGAAGCUAUUUUACAAAUUCUUACAUGUAUUCCUGAAAGUCGGAUACUUAUAGCGACACCCUCCAACAGCUCGGCUAAUUUAAUUGCUGAGCGUUUACUCGACAGUAAUGCUUUGAAGCCUGGUGAUUUGGUGCGAUUGGUUGCUCAUCAUUGUCUGAGUGAUGACUCGAUACCUGAACGUCUUUUACCAUACUGUGCAACUGGUGACUUGGCCGCUGAAGGAUCGUCCAAGAGAUUCGAGUACACUGGAUCGGGUCCUAUGAUUAAUUGCACGAUGAGUGUGCUAGGCAGACAUCGAAUUACAAUCGGCACAUGUAUUGCUCUGGGGUUAUUACACAAUAUGGGUUUUCCACGCGGUCAUUUUUCGCAUAUUCUCGUCGAUGAAGCUGGUCAGGCAACUGAGCCAGAAAUUAUGGUUCCUUUAUCCUUUAUUCAUUCAGACACCGGACAGAUAGUGCUUGCAGGAGAUCCGAUGCAACUUGGGCCAGUGGUAUCAAGUAGGCUCGCUGAACAUUUUGGACUUGCUGAGUCAUUUCUUGUGCGACUACUCCAACAGUUUCCUUAUCAACGUGAUAAUGAAGGAUUUGAGACGGGUUUUGAUCCUCGAUUGAUCACAAAACUUGUUAUCAACUAUCGAAGUCUUCCCGAAAUUUUAGAAUUGCCAAAUUCGCUGUUCUAUGACUCGGAAUUGGUUUCCAUUGUUAGUAAAACAGAUAGCCCAGAAGCCGAAAUUUUAAAAUCAAUAGCCGAUGAUUUGCCUCCGCGUGACGGUCAACCACCGGCUGUUAUUUUUCACGGUGUCAAUGGAGAAAAUCGUCAGGAUUCUGAUAGUCCAAGUUGGUAUAAUCCCGCUGAAGCCACUCAAGUUUAUAUUUAUCUUUUGAAGCUUUAUAAACGCGGAUUCAAUGAAAAUGACAUUGGAAUUAUAACGCCUUAUCAAAAACAAGUUGCUCAAAUACGUUCAUUACUUUGGGAGUUGGACAUGCAGUUGCCAAAAGUUGGAAGUGUUGAAGAAUUUCAGGGUCAAGAACGAAAAAUAAUCAUAUUGUCAACAGUAAGAUCUUGUAAUGAUUUUAUCGGUAAUGAUGCUCGGCAUGCACUUGGUUUUGUUGCUUCUCCACGGCGAUUAAAUGUCGCAAUUACACGACCACGUGCUCUAAUAAUUAUAAUUGGUAAUCCAUUUUUGUUAACUAAAGAUCCGUGUUGGAGAAGUGUAUUGACUUAUUGUCUUAAAAAUGAUUCUUACAUUGGCUGUAAUUUUUCUAUGUCAUAUGAUGAUCACGUUGAUAAUUAA
Molecule: messenger RNA, 3597 nt
Organism: Cotesia congregata
Lineage: Eukaryota; Metazoa; Arthropoda; Insecta; Hymenoptera; Braconidae
Source: the annotation of a GenBank genome assembly